AUGCCACCGAAGGGAAGGAGGAAGAAGAAGAAUGCCCCGCCGCCGCUUGUGGCACCGGAGCCGGCCGGCGAUGAGCUGGAGGUUGACAUUUUGUGGGAUUGCGUGAAGGAGGUGGACGACAAACCCUCUUUUAUGGACGGCUCGCUGCUGGACGCGACCCGCGCCUGCUUCGAGGGCGAGAAGGGCCAAAAGGGCACGGGCGAGGUUGCGAGGACCGCCUUCUUUGGGCGGACACGACACCUGCUUGCCCCGCGCGCCUGUCCCCAGUUUCUGGCGUCGGAGAAGGAGUUGCAGAGAACGAUGGAGAAAGCCAAAAACAUUCAGGAGGAUGUCAGUGAAUUCGAGUUGCUGAAGGAGAAGGAGCGAGAGGAGGCUCAGCGCAAGAGGGAGAGAGUCACCACGACGGCGCGGAAUCUCAUGACGGAAUUAUCGGAUGCCAGGCUUAUUUUCUUGGAGGACAUGGAGGAGAUAGCGGAGGGCUUCUUUUCGGAUCAGAAGCAAAUGCUGGAAACACUAUGUAACCUUGCGGUGAAGGAUAAUGAGGUGGAGGCGGCUUUUCUGGAGCAGCAGACGAUGCAGCAACUUUAUCGUGACGCAGAGGAGAAGUACUUCAGGGAUCACGGAGAGCAUGUGGUCCUCAUUGCCGAAAUGCAGUCUGAGACGAGUCAACAGCAGGAAGAAAUGCUUCAGUUGAUGCUUCACCGCCUCGACAAGGGGGUUGUUGAAAUGACAAAGUUGUCCGUAGAGGAGCUGGAGGAUAAGGCAUCCGCGCAGGAGGAGAUGUCACGGCUUAUUGUGGAGCUUCUGAAGGUCCAAGGGCACUCUGUCGUUCUGGAGAAAGAGACGACGUCUAUCGCCGAGGAAAUGGUCGUCAUGCAGCGUAUGAUUGCGUUGGAGUUACAGAAGCAACAGUUUUGCAUUAGGCGCCAGAAGCAACUUAGGGAGGAACUCCAGUCCUUGUCCGCCAGGGUCCGGGAGAACGAAAUGCGGCUCAUCGCAAUGAUGAGCAACAAAACCCCGAGCGCUGCCUACACCGCCACACUGCCAAUGGUGCCAGUGUCUCCCAACACCAUUGCGAGUCUGACCGAGACCGAGGGGAAGAAGAGCGUUGCGCUUCUGACCAUCGAAUUGCAACGCCAUUUAGAAGCUAGCAGUGCGGAGCUUGCAAACUACAAGGAUGAACUUUGGGCACUGCGACGCCAGCAUCUUGUGCAACUGAGUGGACAAUACCAAUCCUUUAAUUUGAACAAUUCCUUUUUUGGUACCACGAAGGAAUUUUUUUUGGAUGCGGACACGAAGGCCGCUGUUCGCUCCAUCGUUGUGGAGGCACUGAUGCAGGUAAAUCACAUUCUUGGUGUGAUCGAUGACACGGCAAAGUUUCCUGGUAACUUGGAGCGUUUGUUGUCUGUGGUUGAUUUGAGGGAUCGAAAGUUUAUUCAAAAUUACGUGGCAAAUCGCAUCAACACGUUAUUUAGCCGCAUCUGCCCGACAGCCCCCCCGCUUCUUUUUCUCCGCGAGGCGGCAAAUGUACAGUCGGAAAUAUGA
Messenger RNA from Trypanosoma cruzi, 1545 nucleotides. RefSeq lists its product as uncharacterized. The coding region runs from base 1 to 1545 and encodes 514 amino acids. The transcript has a single exon. NCBI's taxonomy places the organism in Eukaryota, Euglenozoa, Kinetoplastea, Trypanosomatida, Trypanosomatidae. The record is from RefSeq and is a predicted model, not a curated record.